AACAAUCACUGACGGUAUAUUUUGUUGAUAAGUCCGCGGUCACACUGCACACUGCAUGUCGGUCAAAACAAAAUUUUAUACGUCGGUGGUCGGUAUGCGCAAGGAUAAUUCUCAAUAAUAAAAGCAGUGAAAAACAUGUCGGCCUUGCAAUAACAAAGCAGAAAAUAGUUUCGAAUUAUUUUCUGAGUUCAGAAAACUCCGUUCAAAUAUCUGACAAGAAAAGUAUCAAACGGCGGUUCUGUCAGCCGCAUUUUGUUUUUCGCACGUAAAAAUAAAUUGUAUUUACGUCGUCUGGCAAACAAAAGCAAGUCCGCCGAUAACCAGUAGGUGAAAGUGCUACAAUGAUAUUGGAAGGGGAUCAUCCGCAGGUGGCCAUGGUCAACUUGUGCCAGACAAUGCGCGUGGCUCAGGUCAGAUGGCGAUUGACCCACCAGCGGGCGCUGGCCGCCGUCCACGUUUUGGGCCAGGAGAAGCGCCGCUGCGGUGACCGCUUCGUCAGUCGCCAUCACUUCUUCAAACACAGCCGCGGUUUCCUUUGGUUCAUGAUGUGCAACCUGCUAAUCUCCGGCAGCACCGGCGGGGCGGAGGCGCAGCUGCUGAUCAACGUCCAGAACCAGGGCGGCGAGGUGAUCCAGGAGAGCAUAACCUCCAACAUUGGCGAGGAUCUGAUAACACUAGAGUUCCAGAAAACCGACGGGACCCUCAUCACCCAAGUUAUAGACUUCCGCAAUGAGGUUCAAAUCCUCAAGGCCCUGGUGCUUGGCGAGGAGGAGCGCGGCCAGAGCCAGUACCAAGUCAUGUGCUUCGCCACCAAGUUCAACAAGGGGGACUUCAUCUCCUCGGCCGCCAUGGCCAAGCUGCGACAGAAGAACCCGCACACGAUACGCACUCCCGAGGAGGACAAGGGCCGCGAGACCUACACGAUGAGCAGCUGGGUGCAGCUGAACCGAUCCCUGCCCAUUACAAGGCACCUGCAGACCAUCUGCACCGAGGCCAUGGACGCUACCUAUGUGCGGGAUGUGGACCUGAAGUCCUGGGCGGAGCUGCCAGGCUCGUCGAUCUCCAGCCUGGAGGCGGCCACUGAGAAAUUCCCGGACACGCUCUCCACGCGCUGCAACGAAGUGAGCAGCCUCUGGGCACCCUGCCUGUGUACCCUGGAGACAUGUAUUGGCUGGUAUCCCUGCGGCCUGAAGUACUGCAAGGGAAAAGGAGCCGGCGCGGACUCGUCCGGCGCCCAGCAGCAGCAGCAGACGAAUUAUCGCUGCGGCAUCAAGACCUGCCGCAAGUGUACACAGUUCACCUAUUAUGUCCGACAGAAACAACAGUGCCUCUGGGAUGAAUGACGGCGCGGCGAGCUGCAGCUGGUGCAGAUGCAGAUGCGCUGUGCCAGGCGGCGGAGCGACACGGAUGCGAUGGAUGCCUGCGAUGCGGCACUCGGGAUGCAGAUGGGAGUUGAAAGUGAAACAAGAGGAGCAGCGACAAUAACAGGAACAGCGGCAACAACGAAUGGCAGCAGGAGAACAGGAGAGGACACAACGGCAACAACGACGACGACCAACAAAUUACGCCAACUGCUUUUGUUGGUGCAGCAGCAGAUGCCUUUUGCUCUGUGGAGCUUUCCGGUCCAUCACAUUUCCCAUCAUCGUCAGCAUCCAGGGGAGAGGGAGAACCAGAAGCAGCAGCAUCAGCACCAACAGCCUCAUCAUCAUUCUCAGGUUGCCGCCACAUCAUCCUCCACAUCCACAAUGGCUGCCGUCGUUGCGUGAUAAUGAUAAUGCUGGGAAUAUUCAACCAGCAUCCAGGCCCCUCCGGUUCCCCGAGAAAUGAGUGUGGACACUUUUUACUUUCCACACCAUGGGGGACGGGGGCAUAGAGCCAAAGGGUGGACGGAUGGAAAAGUGUGCUCCUCUAUACUAUGUACAUAUGUAUGUACAUAUUUGUAACUACGAUUAGCUUUUAGCCCGUUUGAGUUAUACGCUUGUGCAGGAUUUCCUUUAGCCUUAGGUUUAGGUUAGAUAUCUAAUUAUCGUAAUUAAAUUUAGACCACAAAGAGCUCGCUGAACUUAGGAUUCCUACCCAGCUAUCUUUUGCUAUCUCUGAUUAUAUACUCUCACCAAAGAAUUUACUUUGGGCAAAUUUAAAUAAUAUUUCCGUCAUAUUUCAUUCAAUAAUUUAUCUAUG
Molecule: messenger RNA, 2181 nt
Organism: Drosophila obscura
Lineage: Eukaryota; Metazoa; Arthropoda; Insecta; Diptera; Drosophilidae
Gene: oaf
Product: out at first protein
Exons: 4
Source: RefSeq, a predicted model, not a curated record